Molecule: messenger RNA, 7202 nt
Organism: Lepisosteus oculatus (spotted gar)
Lineage: Eukaryota; Metazoa; Chordata; Actinopteri; Semionotiformes; Lepisosteidae
Gene: rab32a
Product: RAB32a, member RAS oncogene family
Biological process (GO): phagosome-lysosome fusion; endosome to lysosome transport
Cellular component (GO): late endosome; trans-Golgi network; phagocytic vesicle
Molecular function (GO): GTPase activity; GTP binding
Source: RefSeq, a predicted model, not a curated record
GAGUAAGAGAGCAGGAAGAGGGGAAAGUGCUUUUUUCUGCGGGAUUGUACUUUCGAAACAAGACGAAUACCCCAACGUUAUAGCACGACGGUGCUACAGGUACUGACAGUUAGGAGGACAGGCAACCGCGAGAGACGGCUAAAGAGAGUUUCUGUCAUGGCGAGUGGUUCUGUGUCAGAGUGUAAGGAGUACUUGUUUAAAGUUUUGGUUAUUGGAGAGCUGGGUGUAGGGAAAACGAGCAUUAUAAAGCGCUACGUCCAUCAGCUUUUUUCACAGCAUUACAGAGCUACUAUCGGAGUCGAUUUCGCUCUAAAAGUUAUCAACUGGGACAGCAAGACUCUGGUGAGAUUACAGCUAUGGGACAUAGCAGGUCAGGAACGGUUUGGUAACAUGACCAGGGUGUACUACAAAGAAGCAGUUGGAGCAUUUGUUGUCUUUGAUGUCACAAGAGGAUCCACCUUCGAGGCAGUCUCCAAGUGGAAACACGACCUGGACAGCAAGGUGAAGCUGACCAAUGGGAAUCCUAUCCCUGCUGUGCUGCUUGCCAAUAAGUGUGACCAGAAGAAAGACAGCACCACUGACAACUUCACCCUCAUGGACAAUUUUUGCAAAGAGUCUGGCUUCUUGGGUUGGUUUGAAACCUCAGCAAAGGAUAACAUAAAUGUGGAUGAAGCUGCCCAUUUCCUGGUGGAGAACAUCCUAGCCAAUGACAAGGGCUUGCCUUAUGAGGACAGUAAUGGAGACAAGGUGAAACUGGACCAGGAAGCUGUGGCAGCAGAGAGCAAGUCCCAGUGCUGCUAGCGUUACAGCUCAUCAAGAGAACAUUCAAGUCAAGGACUGGAUUUCAGGACUCAACAUUAAACUCUGAAUCCCACGUCAGUUUGAGCUAAAGUCAGUAAUACAGUCUUUGACCUCAUUCUGGCUAACUGUUACCACUACUUUGUAAUUGUAAUUGUAAUUCUGUGGGCCAUUUAAGCACUGUGGCAUCAAAUGCAAACUUUCACAAUGUUAAUAUGAUCAUUCCUCAAAUCUAAUGGUUUGACUAAGUUGGGCCCAGAGUCCUAAGCCCUUUUAGCCUUCAGUGGUCUCACUGGUAGAAAUAGGGGAUAGAAUUUUUAAUGUUCUUGUUUUAAUAUACCCCUUUGCACAGAGGCCCAAUUGUUUUAUAUCACAUUUCUGUCUGAGCAAUUAGAAUGAAAACAUUGAAAGGUGCUGCUUCAUUUAACAAUGACCUAACAUUCUUUUAUGAAUAUAGUUUCUGCUUUAGUUUUGCAGUGAGAAAAAGGGGGUUGUAUAUGUUUGUCUUCCUUUAUUUGGUUUAAGUGCCAGAGUUCUACUGAUUUCCAUUGAAGACAUCUUAAGUAACCAACAUAGCUGAAACCAUGAAAUUAAAUAAUUGAUUUGAUAAAUGUUUCUGCUGCAUGAAAUUUUAACUAGGUGCAUUUUACAAACACUUUACUAGUCUUUCUUCCAUCUUUGAAUGCUAUCUUAUAUUUUUUUAUUUUAUCAUACAAUUGUGGCUUUCUUUUUUCUUUGAUAUACAGGUAGGUGUUUCACUAGCACUGUUCUUACAUUUUUAGCCGUGAUUAGGGUCCUGGCUUUCUGUCUCACAAAUACAGUGAACUUGUGCUUCUCUCCCUGGUAUGUAGCAUGAUACAUGAUACAGUUUUCUGCUGCAAGUAGUUCUAAUUCUAGAAAAGAGCAUGUACGGGUUAGCAUACAUAUAUCUCAUGUCACGAGACAGGUUAUUUUACCCUAUGGAUGAUGUGUUAUUGCAGUAGUAAUCCUGCUCAGUAUGAGAGGAACUGCAGGUUCAGACAGUUGGGUUCUGUGUUUGGUUGAGGAUGCUGAGAAGCUCCCAUCUGUCGAAUUAUGACUGAACACCACUUAAUUAGAAUCCCACCUUGAAGAAUAAUAUCUUAUUGAGCAUGUUUGUAGCUUGGGGAAUGCCUGUACCAAGCUGAAGAGUUGUCUGUAAAAAGGGUUUCUAAAAAACCAACUCCAGGCCUAGGUUAGAAUAAACUCACUUUCUAUUCAAUUAACAGCCUCUUUCUCACAUAGUGUAGUUAAGGUUACAUUAAUGUCCGCAUUAGCCUCUGACUUAUUUUUGGAAUAAACAGUAGUAUUGACAGAUAACUAAUGUAAUUAAAUAGUGUGUGCCUCAGUUUAUAAAUAUUUCUCUAAUAUUUUGCAUAUAAGCAUUUAUACAACAUACUAUCAUAAAGAGGGGUACAUUAAUCACAUACUGUAGCUUGUUUCAUAUUGCAAAAAAUACAAAUCUUUUUUAGUACGUUUUUGUAAAGCCAUGAAUAUCAAGGUUUCACAAUGCAAAAGGUACUUCAAAGACACUUUUAAGGACAUCAUUCUAUGUAAAAUGUUUACAAUAAAAGGACUGAUGGGUUUAGCAUGAAUCAUAAAAUCUCUAGUUUAUUGUUUGAGAACGCUUAACAGGGCUUAGCAAUAAUUUGCUAAGAUUCAGCAAUUCACGUUUAUCAUUUGUAAUGUACCUUCCAGUAAACUAAUGUUACAUUAAGAGCACUUUUAGGAUGGGGUUGCAUGUAACACUAAUGAACAUGAGCUUAAAUAAUUAUGCAGCACACUCAGUUACAGUAUUAGAGAAAGGUCAGCGGAGCUGCCUUCUAUUCAGUGGUUUGCUUUCAGAGAUUAAUUGAAGCAGUGUAAAAGAGGUAACAUGACAAAUUAUAUCAUUUUUUUAUUAUUUAAAAUAUUUGCAGCCAUUAAUCAUUUAAUUCCUCUAAGCUAAUUCUAAUCUUUAAUGUUCUAUUUUUAUUCAGUUUUUGAAAAUCCAUUUUAUUAUCUUUUAAAUCUUUAUUAAAUUCUUUAAUAUAUAAGUGACAGACUAAACAAGUCAUGUGUUUUUCUGAAUGUUUUAGAAAUUCACUAGUAGAUACAUUUUAAAUGUAAAAAAUAGUUUAUUGAAUAGGAAUUAGAUCUGUCAAAGGCUUGUGGUAGAUGCUUAAAUAUACAAGAGUAAAAUUACUAUUAGAAAAGCAAAAUAUAAAAGAUAUGUCCCCUGCGUUCCAUAUACACUAUAUUCCAAUAGUUUUAAAUCUAAAUAUAAAUUAUAUUUAUAUAACCAAUAAAAAUUGUGGGAAAUGUAUUACUAUCCAUACCAAGAGGCAUUAAAAUACUGCAAAUGAUGUCCUUUAAAAAUAACAUUACUGCCAUUCCUAUUGUUAUCAUUUAUAUGGUUCAAGUAAAUGGAGGAAAAAAUUCACUCUUUUAAAAUGCAAUGUGUCAUUUUUCAUAAAAUACUUUUAAGUGAACUAAUAGUUUACAUACUAGAAGUAUAUAACUAAGCAUAUGCAGCUCUAUAGAAAUGAUCCGAAAUGCACUGAAACACCAGUCAUCAAACCAGCCAUUUUAAAUGUUAUGGAACUUUAUCAUUAACUGGUAGCCGCUUUACUAUGGCGAUUUUAUUCAUCAGUUUUGGGCAACUCUGCACAUAUAUGUGCUACCUACUUUUUGCUUUUUAGCGUUGUAGAGGCUUAUGACACAAAACUGAAAUGGAUGCAUGAUUUUUAUUUUGUUUUAAUUAAUGGCUGAACAGAUUGUGAAAACUAGAAAAGGAUGAAUCUGAAGUGUGGAUGUCUUUCAUUGAAAUAAACUAAAAUCACAUAAUAUUAAACCAUUCAUGUUUGACGACGAUCUGUAAGUAGUUCAGUAAAGUGAUCCUGUUAAACCUUUAGAGAAAAAUGUAGCGGAUCCUCUAAAAGGCUUCAGAUAUCAAUAUGAUUGAUUGUGUUCCUUUCUGUUUUCAAAAAUGCAAAUAGUUUUACAUGUGCAUUGAGAAACAAAAACAGUAUUGUUUUCACUGUGUAUGGCAAUAAUGUUCUUAUUUAUCAACCAGGAUUAUAGAAGCAAACAAUAAAUAAUUGCAGAAUUACUUUUUUAAAGUUUUUUCUAUGAAAACGUAUUAAAAUACACAUUGGCAUUAAAAAUGCACAUAAUAGUGUAUAUUACUGUACUGUAUGUGCACAUAAUGCACAUAAUAGAAUUUUUGCAACCACAGUGAACACAAAACUUUUAUUUUCCAUGUAGUUUUUUCAUAAUAUUUGAAAUUGUCCAAAUUCCAAAUGCAAAGAAUAAGGACUUUCACUGACACAUUAUAAGUCCUGCAGUGCUUUACAGGAGAGUUAGCACUGACUGAAGGUCAGUGUGCACUAAACACUGACAUCAGUACAAGCUGUGUCCAGCAGGUCCUUAGAAUAACUGUUGCAAUCUUAGGAAACUUGUGCUAACUGUACUCCAGCAAUUCAUGUCACUUGGGAAAUCCCAGCCACACUUGACUAAAGAUUUGCCUGUGCCUGAAAACUCUGACUUCUGGACUAUGGAGCUCCAGUGCCACUGCUUAAGAUCUUUAAAUUUAAGAUAUUUUUUAAAAUUCUAUGCAUACCUUAGCCCCUAAAUAUCUAAAAAUCUGCUGGAAGAAUACAUUUAAUGCUAGUUGAACGAAAUUGUCUGUACUGAGUGUCAUAAUGUACUCUGUAAUAGGUAAGGUAAGAUAAGACAAGAUCACUUUAUUAGCCAUAUACAAUUUCUUGCAUUAGGACUUUGUCUUUUUGCAGCUUGCUCUCCAUUUUGAUGUACUAAACAAGUACAAUCUUAAUUGCAAGGGUUUGUGAAAACUUUGUGGCUGCAAUAUGUCUUGGCAGUCAAAUAAACUCAAAUAAAAAAUAUGCCUUUGUCCUUAAUGAAAAAUUUAAUUCAAGGUAUUCCUGUAUAAAUAUAAAUGUAGUAGAUUUUUAUGUGAGGUUUCUCAAACAUUACAAUGAUACUGUAUGUACAAUUAUAGGACUUAGAAUAGCUCCUGUUUGUUAAUUUUGGAAGGCAUAUCCUAAGCUGCUGCUUCAAUCUAUCACCACCCUGUGAGUAACAAUCAACCAAACAGACACUAAAUUAUACAGUAGGUUUAUAAAAGAGUAUUUCUUGUUCUCUCUCGUCUGUUCCAGUUAAGUGAAGCACCAAAUAAGUACUAGAUUAUCUCAAAGACGACUUGGAAUCUGUGUAUCAGAAACAUGCCUGAUCUAUGAGUGUGUGAUACAAAUGAAAUUAUAAUUAUCACAGGCAAAUUAUAAUUAUCAGAGUUAUGCCAAGUAAGUGUCUCUUAUUUUCUCAAGAACGGCUGCAUUUUUGUAUACUGUAGCUGAGAGAAGAGAAAUAUAAAAUGUGUGUUGGAUACCUUCAGAAAAAAUGUGCUUUCUUUUUUUACUUCCCCUUCUCCACCUUCCUUUUUGUUACUAGUUCUUAGUUUGGUCCUAGUAAGAUAGAUCAGGACAGCUACCCAGAACAUUUUUCAGUUUCUACUCUAGGAUACAAGGCCUGGUGUAGUAUAGUAGGCUAUACUACAUGCCAAAUUAAUCACAAAUGACCUACUGCUACUUAUUCAGAAAGCUGCCACAAAGCUUGCUGAAUUCUUUCUCUAAGUUUUUCAACAGAUUGAAAUCAGUAAUUUGGACCUCCUCUGAUAAAGGCUUUCUUUUAGUAGGUAGGAUGCAACAGAACUGCAAAUUGGAUUAUUUGGACAUCUGGUCCAUAAAGUGAUGCCUACAUAAGACCAGAAUGGCAGCUUGAGCACUGUAUGGAUAAUACAGUAUAUGGUGCUCAUUUUAUGAAAAAUAAAUCCUUCAUAAGAAGGUUCAAUGAAACAGAAACAGAAAAUGUUUCAUCUUUAUUAAAGAUAAAAACAUGGUAUUUAUGGGGUAUUACUUUCUUUAGCUUUUUUUUUAUAUCCCCCCAAAAUUACAUCAGUUUUCAAACAGGUCUAAGCAAUGGUUUUUUGUUGUUGUUGAACGGGUAGGAAAUCUUGUUGUACCACAGUUUCAUUCACUGGAAUACUGCAUUUACUUUUUCUCACACCAAUGUUGCAGUGUUGCUGUUGGCAACCACAGUGGCCUGUGGGAGUAAUAUGCCUGACUGCUACAGCAGACUAUGCAGAUAAAAAAGGAAUUUUACAAUUAUCUAAUCCCUGUAAUUCAAUGUAAAGGGAUUGUCUAGUAUGUUUGCCGUUUCUUGUAAUUAAAUAUUUCUUGGCCUGAGUUUUGCUUUUGACCCAAGAGAUGUUGUUCCAUGGUGCCACGGCGAAGUCACUUAUCUUAUUUUGUAGUGCAAAUAGUAUAUAAAUAUUGCUCACUUUUCAAUUACUACUUAUUCAAUUGAGGGACAUAGUGGCCUGUAGUCUAUCCCAGGAAGCAUUGGGCGUAAGGUGGGAUUCACCCUGUAUGGGAUGCCAGUCUAAUUACUGGGCACAAACCCAUUACUGGGCACAAACAUGCAGACACUCACACCAGGGCCAAUUUAGAGAAGUCAAUUAACCUACCAGCAUGUUUCUGGUCUGUGUACAUGCCUCCUGUCAUGUAACCUUAAGUCCUUGCAUUGAAAUGUGUAUUUACAUAUAGUACCUGGGGCUCUUUGAACUCUCACCAUUUCUGAUCCUCCUUAUCUUUAAUCAUUCUUUUUAAUUGUUUCCUUUUUAAAAUUUGAGAAAUUUGAGGGUCAUGGAAAUCAUUCAUAUAAUUCUAGUAGUAUUUUAAGAUGCUAGAUUUUAGAAAUGGGUUAUUUGUGUAAAAAAGCUAGGAAUUCAAACUACAAACAGAAAUGUAGACAGAAGGAAAGCUAAUAUUUGUGUGUGUCAGUCAUAAAAGAAGCAUCUUAUGCACAUUUUUUGUAGCUCUUCUUUAUUAAUUUGUUUCAUGUAUUAUCAUGUGAACUAUCACACAUAUUACAAGUAUCAACCUUGUGAAUACCUUUCAUAGGGUCAAGCAUUAAACUUGAGAGAGUUUGAUCUUUCCAAUACAACCACUAUAGGAUGACCUAUCAUCUAAUGACUUGUUUUGGCAAUGUUCUAAUAUCUGCUUUGGUAAAUUUGUUUUUUACACAUGUGCCCUGUUCUCUCAAAAACAGGCUGUUCAAAUGUAUUUCUCCAGAUUACAUGGUUAAACUGCUUUCCUGACAUGUUGUUAAAGAUGCUCUGAAGUGAGUCAGAGCCAAAGUUACUUUUGUCACCUUUACUGAUAUGUCCUUAUAAAUAUAUUAGUUUGCAGUAUAUUUAUAAGAUACACAUGAACCAGAUACAAAACCCUAACCUUGGGAAAUAACCUAGAAAUAUCAACUGUUCAGUAAUCAGCUCACAUGUGCUCUACCUAAAAUGAAAAUAAAUAAAAUAAAUUUUUGCACGUAUA